This is a messenger RNA of Dentiscutata erythropus, 175 nucleotides long. Lineage: Eukaryota; Fungi; Glomeromycota; Glomeromycetes; Diversisporales; Gigasporaceae. The record is from the annotation of a GenBank genome assembly.
ACUAAAGCCUUAGCUAUCUAUCUCUUUUAUAUGCAGCUUGUAAAGCUUUAUGAUACUCUUGUAAAAACUUUAAAUAAGAAAUGUCAAAUUAUAUCUGGACAAAAUAAAAAAAUUGAUGAAUUAACUGAGAUUAUUUUUGGCACAAAUGUUUGGAAUGCAGGUUAUACUUGGAAAG